Molecule: messenger RNA, 3434 nt
Organism: Colletes gigas
Lineage: Eukaryota; Metazoa; Arthropoda; Insecta; Hymenoptera; Colletidae
Product: peroxisomal N(1)-acetyl-spermine/spermidine oxidase
Exons: 3
Coding region: 192-1751 (519 amino acids)
Molecular function (GO): polyamine oxidase activity
Source: RefSeq, a predicted model, not a curated record
UGAAAACUGCCGAAGAGCUCUGACCGAAUACAUUCCAAGGAGGAUACUUUCAAGUAACUCCCUGCAUAUCGUUUAGAAAGUACUUACAUACGAUAUCUAGAACAAAAUGGAGAAACGUUUGUGUCCACUGUUUCGUAGAUAAAAAUUAAUAAGUUGUCCAUGUUCGUUAUAUCAUUGACAGUUGAUAUGGUAUGAUCAUGGCGGAAUCCACGAGUACGUUGGAGAAUGAUAAAGUUAAAUGUAAAAUUUUAAUUGUCGGUGCCGGAAUGGCCGGAUUGUCGGCCGCGAAUCAUUUAUUGAAAAACCAUGAAACCGAUUUUUUGAUUGUCGAAGCACGAAAUCGGAUAGGCGGUCGUAUCGUCGCUAUAAAAAUCGGCAAUGAAAAAGUCGAGUUAGGUGCGAAUUGGAUCCACGGAGUCUUAGGAAACCCAAUGUUUGAAUUAGCGAUGGUAAAUGGAUUAAUAAACAUAGUACGCGUACCAAGGCCUCAUAAAGUUGUUGCGGCUAUGGAAGACGGCAAACAACUACCCUUUCCAGUUUUGCAAGAAAUCUACGAAGCUUAUGUGUGUUUUCUAAGGCGAUGCGAAGAAUAUUUUUUAAGCCCUUAUAGUCCCCCCGAUGGAAUAAACAGCGUCGGCGCUCAUGUCGCGUUAGAGGCUGAGAUUUACUUAUCAUCUUUGCCAAUCGAAGAUAGAAGAGUUAGACAAUUGUUAUUCGACUGUUUACUUAAAAGAGAAACCUGUAUUACUGGCUGUGAUAGUAUGGAAGAUGUUGAUCUUUCCGAAAUGGGCUCAUAUGCAGAAUUACAAGGUGGCAAUAUUAGUCUUCCAGACGGAUACAGCGCUAUAUUGGAACCUGUCGCAAAACACAUACCAAAGAACAACAUUCUUACCAGACACGUUGUUACUAAAAUUAGGUGGCAAAAGAGAAAUUGCAUAGAUGUAAAUUCUGAAAAUAACUGUUCCAAUAUGAACACCAUUAUAGAGAUACAAUGUGAAAAUGGAAAAACGAUACUAGCGGAACAUGUGAUUUGUACAUUGCCAUUAGGAGUUCUUAAGGAAAAAGCUAACGAUAUAUUCGAUCCGCCUCUACCUAAAUACAAACUGGACGCCAUAGACAGACUUCUGUUCGGUACCGUGGACAAAAUAUUUUUAGAAUACGAAAGACCGUUUCUGAAUCCUGGUGUGUCGGAAGUGAUGCUUCUCUGGGAUGACAGAGGGUUGGCGGAAGAGGAAAAGCAAGACAUUAGCAAAACAUGGUUCAGGAAGAUAUAUUCUUUUACUAAAAUUUCAGAAACCUUGUUAUUAGGGUGGAUUUCGGGGAAGGCUGCCGAAUAUAUGGAGCGGUUAAGUACAACGGAGGUUGCAGAUGUGUGCACGACGAUAUUGAGAAAGUUUCUCAACGAUCCGUUCGUACCAGCGCCAAAGAAUUGCGUACAUACCUCGUGGCACUCGCAACCGUACACUCACGGUUCCUAUACCGCAAUGGCGGUCGGUGCGAGUCAAUUAGAUAUCAAUUGUUUAGCCGAGCCUAUAAAACAAGAGGACGAUCCAUCGAAGAUCGUAAUAGCGUUUGCUGGCGAGCAUACGCAUUCUUCCUUUUAUAGUACGGUACACGGAGCGUAUUUGACCGGUCGAACCGCUGCCCAAACGCUUCUGGAGUCGAAAAAGAACGAAAAGAACUCGUUGAGUCUCAUUUGCGAAGACACAAAUGACCUUAGCUCGUGGAUACAAGGGAUCUCCUUGAACUAAUAAAUGUUCGGAUUUAUUAGAAAAUGAACCGAAGGUUAUUCUGUAUGUCGACGUUUUCACACUUAUCGAGCACAAUUUAUUACCGAGGUACGAACGAUAUUUUACACAUUGUCAAGGCGGUGACGAACGUGAUCUAUAGGUGUUUAGUAUUAAUGCGAAAUUCGUAAACUGUUUUUUUUUCUUUUUUUUUUUUGUAAAUACCGUAGAGGAUUGUUUAUAUUAUGUACAUAACGAUGCCUGUUUAAAAAUCUUAAGACUUCAUAAACGUGCAUUUUGUUGAUUUUACGGCACGGUCUCGCCUUUCUUUGUCGACCAAGAAAGGAACGACGUUUGAAAAUCGUAUUGCAAGACGAUGCUUAAUUUUAUGGGAUCACCUAACGCGUAGUACAGAAGUUUUAUAUAUUCAAUGCCGUCGGAAAUGCUUUCUAUCGUAGGCAGAUUAUUUCAAAACGUCCGCAAUUGUUAGUCAUUACUAGGGUUGUCAUCUUUUUAACACCGCUGAAUAACCUUUUAAUUAAUUAGGCAUGUUUACGAUAUGUUUUGAAUCUUGUCCGUGUUUAAAACACAGAGAAGUGUAGCAGUUGUUGAAAUUUCUGCGAAACAAGCAAAGCUUGCUAGUUUGUUAUCGUUUCGUUCAUUUUAAAUUUGAAUAAUUCUGUCACGAAAGAUUUUUAAUGGCGGAAUGUCAAGAGUGGAGUGUUGUGCACAAAAAUAUGAAAGUCAGACAGGUGGCAGCCCUGGUUAUUAUAUCAAAUAAUGAAAAUAUAUUUGUUGUUUGAUUUGCGUUUGCAAGAUAAGGGAUAAUAUAAUGUUAGUGCAACAUUAUUUCGAAUCCAUAUGUUAUGCAACCAAAAAGAUUAAAUCAAACACUCAUAUUUCCAUAGAAAUUUUAGCGAUAUUCAUCGUCGAAUGCAUAUGCGUGCAUGAUUACACGCAUACGUUUAUGCACACAGUUUGCAAAACACUUGCAAAAAUUCCUAAGUUACAGACUUUUAUUUAACGUGAAAUUAGUAUUCUCUAUGUUCCAUUUUUAAUUAUUUUUACUCGGAAGUAUUAUAAGAAAAGUGCAUUUUAUCUAGUCACAUUGUGUUAAGCAAUUUAGUUUUAAACGAGUAACGAAAUAUCCGUCGUUUUUAUGGUUUUUAUGGCUAGUUUGCAAUAAGAUCAAUCACCAACAUGAAUUAUCAUGUGAAUCGAUAUUCCAUAAUUUUGUAUAAUUAAAACACUAGAAUAGACAAUUUCGAGUGUGUCCCGCUACUUUUAAAACAUGACAAAAACCUUUGCAACGUUGUUGUUUUAUUACAUAUAUAUAUAUAUGUAUAUGAAAAACCUUUUGAAAAUAUUUUUUCAGUGCAUAGUUUGUAUUUCUAAGAUCCUAAAUAAUUUUUCUGCAACUGCCACUCAAUAUUAAAUCAUGACAACGCAAAUCGAAGAAUAACUCGUAAAAGACAAAGAAAUGUUAUAUUAUGCACAGAUAGUAUUAUAACUGAAAUAAAUAAUUUUUAGUAAUUAUCUUAAUUGAUUAUUUCACACUCUUGGUCAACCUGUAUGUACCAUUUCCAAAACGGAUAGAAAAACAAAGCAGAAUAUAUUAUUAAUUCGAUUCGAUGAAGUCGAUAUUUAGAAAUAGUUUAUUUAGUUUUCUUAAUUAAGAAAGUUUAACGUUGUUUUCAAUUGUGUUAU